Messenger RNA from Setaria italica (foxtail millet), 2391 nucleotides. RefSeq names its product probable L-type lectin-domain containing receptor kinase S.5. The record is from RefSeq and is a predicted model, not a curated record. The transcript is spliced from 2 exons. Gene Ontology annotation, biological process: protein phosphorylation. Lineage: Eukaryota; Viridiplantae; Streptophyta; Magnoliopsida; Poales; Poaceae. Gene Ontology annotation, cellular component: plasma membrane. The coding region runs from base 1 to 2205 and encodes 734 amino acids. Gene Ontology annotation, molecular function: protein kinase activity; ATP binding; carbohydrate binding.
AUGGGGCCUUCACGCCGUGGCAAUGACGGCGCCACCACGAGCCUCGCGCUCCUCCUCCUCCUGUCGUCUGUCUUCAUCUGCUCCCAAUCCAUCCAGCUCCCCAAAUCCACCAUCUACAACACCACCGUCGCUGGCAAGCAGUUUACCACAUUCUACUUCACCGAUUUCGACGGCAAACAGCAGCUGCAGCAACCCGGCAUCCUGAUAUUCUCCAGCAACUCCUCUAUCAGCCAGGGCGCGCUUCAGAUCACCCCGGACACCGGCAACGCCGCUUCCAGCUUCCUCGUCAACCAGACCGGCCGCGUCUUCUUCCCCUCCCCGUUCGCCCUCUGGGCCUACAUGGCUUCUUCCAACUCCCCCGAUGGCAAGCACAUCGCCUCCUUCAACACAUCCUUCAUGUUCAACCUCUUUCGGACGAACCUCUCCAUCAAGGGAGAAGGCCUGACGUUCCUCAUCGCGUCCGGCAAUGACGAGCCACCGCCCGGAAGCUACGGCGGGUACCUGGGCCUCACCAACGCAUCCACGGACGGCCGCGCCACCAACGGGUUCGUCGCCGUGGAGCUGGACACGGUGAAGCAGUCCUACGACCCCGACGACAACCACGUCGGGCUCAACGUCAAUGGCGUCCGCUCCACCUACGCCACCCCGCUCGCCCCCCAUGGCAUACAGCUCGCUCCCACCAACAUCAGCAGCGGCACCUACAACGCCUGGGUCGAGUACGAUGGCACCACCCGGCACAUCUCGGUGUACAUGUCCGCAGACGAAAGCAAACCGGCUACCGCCGUGCUCAACGCAUCGGUGGAUCUCUCCAGGAUCCUCCUCGGACGGAAGGCCUUCUUCGGCUUCUCGGCAUCCACUGGCGUCCACUACCAGCUCAACUGCGUGCUCCAGUGGAUGAUGACGGUUGAGACGCUUGACGACAACGACAACGGCAGUGGGGCCAAGAAAACAUCGUCUGGUUGGAAGGCCAGUGUGAUCACUGGUGUGUCGUGCGGCGCCUUGACCGUGACGCUCGGGCUGCUUGCUGCCCUGCUGUACAUCAAGAAGAAGAGGAAGAAGGACCGGGAGGGCACGAUCUCGCUGUUCAACAACACCAUCGGCCUGAUGACCAUCCCAGGGCUGCCCAAGGUGUUCGACUACAAGGAGCUGAGCAAAGGGACGAAUGAUUUCGACGAGAAGAUGAAGCUAGGGCAGGGUGGAUAUGGCGUGGUGUACCGGGCCACCGUGCCUAUGAAAGAUGGGGAUAACAUGGAGGUUGCAGUGAAGCGGUUCUCUGGGGCCAAUACCAAGGGCCAGGAGGACUUCCUUGCCGAGCUAAGCAUCAUCAACCGCCUCCGCCAUCGGAAUCUUGUCAAGCUCGUCGGCUGGUGCCACCAUAACGGCGUGCUGAUGCUGGUGUACGACUACAUGCCCAACGGCAGCUUGGACAAACAUAUCUUCGGCGGCAAGGAUGCCCCGGCCCUCAACUGGGACCAGCGCUACAACGUGGUCGCCGGCAUUGCGUCGGCUCUGAACUACGUCCACCACGAGUACGACCAGAUGGUUGUCCACCGGGACAUCAAGCCGUCGAACAUCAUGCUAGAUUCUUCCUUCAACGCCCGGCUUGGCGACUUCGGCCUCGCCCGCGCCCUCGAGUCCGGCAAGUCCUCCUACACCGACAUGAUCGGUGUCCCGGGGACGCUAGGCUACAUCGCUCCAGAGUGCUUCCACACAGGCAGGGCGACGAGGGAGUCGGACGUGUUCGCCUUCGGCGCCGUGAUCCUGGAGAUCGUCUGCGGCCGCCGCAUCUCCUGCAACAGCCCCGGCGGGUUUGGCCAGCUGCUGGAGUGGGUGUGGAGGCUCCAUGGCGAGCGCCGCGUCCUGGAUGCCGUCGAUCCGAGGCUGGCCGGCGAGUUCGACGAGGAGGACGCCGAGAGGCUCCUGCUGCUGGGCCUGGCGUGCAGCCACCCUAACGCCGGGGAGCGGCCGAAGACGAAGGCCAUCAUGCAGAAUCUGACGCGUUCCGUGCCACCCUUCGCCGUGCCGCUGGCCAGGCCGGCGUUUAUGUGGCCGGUGGGGCUGGAUGUGAACGUCGACGAGGAUGCCGAGACGACACAAAUGUCGCAUCCUACAGCCACUACCACGAUGGUCGUAGAGGUGGACCCAGAAAUAGGAGGUGAGCACGGAGCACCCACAUCGGCCGAGAAGGAUGCGUCCACGAGGUGAGGCCGGAGCAGGGUGCAGGUGCAGUGGCUUGCGCCGGCCCAGCAGGACGCCCCGAUGGCUCACCUGGACAUGGGUGAGAUCAAGGCGAGGCUCAGUGGUGCGACUUGUUACGCGUGGUGAAGAGGCGAACGUCAUUGACAAACGGAGAAUGAGGCGAACGAAUUGAACAAAACGAUAAUGACAAAC